Molecule: messenger RNA, 1551 nt
Organism: Arabidopsis lyrata subsp. lyrata
Lineage: Eukaryota; Viridiplantae; Streptophyta; Magnoliopsida; Brassicales; Brassicaceae
Product: immune-associated nucleotide-binding protein 12
Exons: 5
Coding region: 22-1551 (509 amino acids)
Molecular function (GO): GTP binding
Source: RefSeq, a predicted model, not a curated record
UUGCUAGGGGAUGGACCGGUUAUGGAGGUUGGUUUGACAGAGUUGCCAAUGGUGGCAGAAACUUUGCCAGAAGAUGGACCGGUUUUGGAGGUUGGUUUGACUGAGUUGCCAAUGGUGACAGAAACUAUGCCAGGGGAUGGACUGGUUAUGGAGGUUGGUUUGACAGAGUUCCCUAUGGUGACUGAAACUUUGCCAGAUGAUGGUUCUGUUUUGGAGGUUUCUUGUGAGUUACGUUUAGAGCAGAAACCUGCAAGAACCCUACUUUUGGUAGGGCGUUCAGGUAACGGGAAAAGCGCGACAGGGAAUAGCAUUCUUGGAAAACCCGCCUUCAAGUCAAAAGGCCGUGCAUCAGGGGUGACUACAGUCUGUGAGUCACAGAGUUCAAUUCUACCCAAUGGCCAGAUCAUCAAUGUUAUUGAUACUCCUGGUCUAUUUAGUCUGUCUCCAUCCACCGAGUUUACGUGCAGAGAGCUCUUAAGGUGCUUCUCUCUGACCAAAGAAGGGAUUGAUGCAGUCCUUUUGGUAUUUUCCUUGAGAAACCGGCUAACAGAAGAGGAGAAAUCUGCGCUUUUCGCAUUAAAGAUUUUGUUUGGAAGCAAGAUUGUAGACUACAUGAUUGUUGUUUUAACAAAUGAAGAUUCUCUUGAGGAGGAUGGUGACACAUUUGAGGAAUACUUGGAAGACUCUCCUGAUUUCAAGGAAAUUUUCAAGGCCUGCAAUGACCGCAAGGUGUUGUUUCAAAACAAGGCCAAAGCCCAUGAGAGUCAGAAAGCUAAGCAAGUUCAGGAGCUCCUAAACUAUGUUGAAGAGAUUGCAAGGAAGAAUGGGAAACCCUUCAUGGAUGAUUUAUCUCACGAACUAAGGGAAAAUGAGACUGCAUUCCAGAUAAAGCAGAGGGAUAUUUUAGAAAUGAAGGGCUGGUACACAAAACAAGAGAUGUCUCAAAAGCUGAAAGAUAUGGAGAGGUCUUUUGAAAAUCAGCAGCUCAGGCAAAUGAUGGAGAGGGUGGAGACUCAGCUGAGAGAGACAAAAGAGAGGCUAGAGCAGCAGCUAAACCAAGAGCAAGCUUCAAGACUUGAAAUGGAGAAAAGAGCAAAGGAAGUCGAGAAACAGUCAAGUGAUGUAGUAAAGAAGCUGAACGAAGAGCAAACUGCAAGACUUGAAUUGGAGAAAAGAGCAAAGGAAGCCGAUAUGCAAUUAAGUGAUGUAGUAAAGAAGCUGAACGAAGAGCAAGCUGCGAGACUUGAAUUGGAGAAAAGAGCCAACGAAGUCGAGAAACAGUCAAGUGAUGUAGUAAAGAAGCUGAACGAAGAGCUAGCUGCGAGACUUGAAUUGGAGAAAAGAGCAAAGGAAGCCGAGGAACAUUCAACUGAUGUAGUAAAGAAGCUGAAUGAAGAGCAAGCUGCGAGACUUGAAUUGGAGAGAAGAGCAAAGGAAGCUGAGGAACAUUCAACUGAUGUAGUUAAGAAGCUGAGGGAGGAUCUAGAGAAGGCUGAAAAAAUGACCAAGGAACUAGAGGAAAAGGCCAAACAACAUUGCAUCAUUCUCUGA